AUGAGUAUGGCCAUCACCAAGAAGGGAAACAGUCUAAGAGCCAAGUCGGCAAAAGUAGGCAGGAAAAGUCAGUUGUCCAAUAAAAUAGCAGAGCUCAAAGAAGAAGAACACCAUGAAAAUCCUUUACUUAAAUUACUGCAAAUAACAAAGAAGGAAAAACAAUUGAAUAAGAGUAAGGACUUCAACACUAAACUACAGCAGAAGGUGACCUUUAACAUAAGUGGAGGUAUUAGUAAGUCUAGUGCAAGACGUCAAAAGAGAAAGGCAAAACAGGAAUUAAAGCCAAAAAUGGACGAUUUAUUACUGGCAUUGGAGAGUACAACAACCACAACCACAACCACCAGCACUACACCGGAAUACGUAAAACCCAGUAAAAAACAAUCGAACUUACCGAAUGCAAAUAAACAAUCAGGUCAUGCUAAAAUCAUGAAGAAUGAAUACAAAAAUUUUAAUAAAUUAUUACUGGAUAAUUCUUUUAGAGCUUCUCCAUUUGCAGCAUUAAAAGAUACCAUCCGCCAUAAUUUGAACUGAUCGUCUAAUUGACUUACGGGUCCUCCUCUUGUCCAGUUAAGGUAUUUAAGUAGACUUUGUUAUAUCUCGCUAAUCAAAUCGAUUUCCUUUUGGAACAUUUGUUUUGUUAGCAAAACGCGAAAUUUUUCAACCAAAAUUAUAAACAAUAAAGGCUCAAAUAACC
Messenger RNA from Hyphopichia burtonii NRRL Y-1933, 694 nucleotides. RefSeq lists its product as uncharacterized. The transcript has 2 exons. Gene Ontology annotation, biological process: maturation of SSU-rRNA from tricistronic rRNA transcript (SSU-rRNA, 5.8S rRNA, LSU-rRNA). The record is from RefSeq and is a predicted model, not a curated record. Lineage: Eukaryota; Fungi; Ascomycota; Pichiomycetes; Serinales; Debaryomycetaceae. Bases 1 to 531 code for a protein of 176 amino acids. Gene Ontology annotation, cellular component: nucleolus; preribosome, small subunit precursor; 90S preribosome.